AUGAACGAGUCGAACAAUUCCCUAAGCUCUAAGGACGUAUCUUCGACAGUUUCGCUCUAUGAGCCGUCCAGUACAGCAGAUUUUGUGGAUAAUCUUUCUACGAAAGCCGUUUAUGAGAUGGAUCCUGAGGAUAGUAUCUCUAGGCCCUUGUCGAGGGGUUCUGUGACAUCUGGAGUGUCUAUGAUGGCUACCAAGGACGGUGUAGAGGGAGAAAGGGUCAAAAGACUGGGCAUUCCGCAGUAUUCGCUUAAUAUUUUGAACUCAAUGGCUCAUAAUCAGUAUAAAAAACAGCACAACCACUCGCAUUCGCAUGUUUCGUUGACGAAGAGCCAUGCAAGUGGGGCAACUGAGGAUUCAUUGGUCUAUGGUAAGUUCCAAACCUUGUACCCUGAUUUACCCAGUGCACCUCCAAUGACGUUGCGUGAGAAGAUGCGAUUAUUGAACCACGAUAGACAAUUGCUGCCUUCAUCGGCCAUCAACUCGACCGAUAAUCUAGAUGAGUUAUCAACAAAAAGCACACCAGUUCGCAAUCAUGGUGGUUAUCCGAACGAAAACGAGAAUACGCUAAGUGUGCAUGGCCGCUGGGGAGGCACUAGCGAUGUUGACAGUAACGCCAGUACUGUAGGUGAUGAUGUGUCGUUCUCUCAAAAUAUGAGGAACCUUUCACCAGCUAUCAGUGUAUCCGAAAGGAUUGCAGGAAAUAAGUGA
Messenger RNA from Torulaspora delbrueckii, 708 nucleotides. RefSeq lists its product as uncharacterized. The transcript has a single exon. Lineage: Eukaryota; Fungi; Ascomycota; Saccharomycetes; Saccharomycetales; Saccharomycetaceae. The coding region runs from base 1 to 708 and encodes 235 amino acids. The record is from RefSeq and is a predicted model, not a curated record.